Messenger RNA from Gigantopelta aegis, 8904 nucleotides. Its product is annotated as centrosomal protein of 152 kDa-like. The coding region runs from base 160 to 7170 and encodes 2336 amino acids. Gene Ontology annotation, biological process: centriole replication. The transcript is spliced from 26 exons. NCBI's taxonomy places the organism in Eukaryota, Metazoa, Mollusca, Gastropoda, Neomphalida, Peltospiridae. Gene Ontology annotation, cellular component: centrosome. The record is from RefSeq and is a predicted model, not a curated record.
UUUUGACAGAAGUGGGUUUUGUUUUGUUUAGUUUUUUUGUGACAUUUGUAGGUUUAGUGAAUGGAUUUUAAUUCGACGGAUUCAUACAUCAUCCUUCUGCACUUUGUAAAAGCAUUUGCACUGGUGAUGAUGUUGGGCAACACAAACUGAGUGGUCAAGAUGAGCAACAUCAGUUUAAUGAACACAGAAACCAGUAUCAACUUCGAUGGUAAUGGAAUCCAAAGUCGCGCAGAGGCCGAGUACCGCAAAGAAGAAGAACGACAGCAGAAUGAGUUAAAAGGGCUGUUGAAGGAUGCAUUUGAUGAUCUUGUUGAUGAUGAUUUGCUCUCUGUGACUUCAGAAGACUCGGCCAACAUCAGUGGUUACUCUGAAAGUAAAACACCUCUUAAAAGUAAUGGUGGAAGUGGUGAUAAUGCUAUGUCUGGCCUUCCAUCCAGAGACCAGGUUGCUCGAGAACUUGAUGCCAUGGCAAAUGGAAUGCAGCAUGCCACGUUUGGUGUAAAGUACGAUGUUGAUAACCCAGUCGCAAAGAGUCAGCCAUCAAAUGUCUAUCACCCUGGAAAUUACACCACUAACACAACAGCCAGUGUCGAUUCCAAUCAUGACAGGCAGCAACAUCCUGAUGCCACAAAUCGUUACCAUGGUAACCAACCCAUUCCAGAUUCUGAGGUUUAUCACCUUACCAAUGAACACCUUCAUCAGCACAAUCACCAUAACGACCAGUGGCAUGGUAACGCAGCCGGUUAUGGACACAGCAGUGAGCAUGAUCAGAUCCACCAUCCUCAGCUUCAUCACUUUCACUAUGACGACCCACAGUACGAUGAAUUCUACAGCAACAGAUUUGAAAAUAACCGACUCAUCGAAGGAAGAGAGCGCGAAGAAGCAGAAGGAGGAAAUGAUAUCAUUUUUGAUGAUACGCAAGGACCAACACAAUGGAGUCAAGGUCACACUCACAACAUCGGGUAUGGGCAGAUUGUGGAAGUGCAGGGAAGUAACUCAGUACUUCCAACACACAGUAAUGCAUAUUCUCAUGAAAGAGGAGAUUACGAGAUGAAGGGAGGUAACUCAGUAAUUCCAUCACACAAUACUGCCUAUUCUCAUGAAAGAGGAGAGUAUGAGGUAAAGGGAGGUAACUCAGUAAUUCCAUCGCACAAUACUGCCUAUUCUCAUGAAAGAGAAGAGUAUGAGAUACCCAGAAGUGAAGGACAUUAUGUGCAGCCAACACAGAUGCACAACAUGCAUGGUUUCAGUGAAGACAGUUUUCAGAGACCGGUAAAUUCAGACUCAACAGAGGAUCCGAACCGAUUGAAUGUUCCGACAAGUCACUCUUCUGUACCUGCCUCUCAUUUCAUUAGUGCAGAGCCCCUCACUGAAAUGGUUGGGCAUAAUCCCCAUGUACAUUCUGACUUUCAAGACAACUAUAAAGUUCAGUACAGACACACAAAAACUGGCAUUGAUGAAGCGAAUACAAAAUUGCAAAAUGAAAAUUUAAACAAUCAAGGACUGCAGAGAACAGAGGAUCCCCAGAAAGAAUUUAUUUCACAAGACAUUGGUGAUGGGGGUCAGUUGACACAACUGCAGAUCCUGUACAAGGCUCGGGGUCGCAAGCUGGAGGAGUUGACCAAUCUGUUAGAAAACUACAAACAAGAGCACGGACGAGAACUCCGAAUAAUAAAGCAUCAGCUGUCAAUGGCUCAAGCUGAAAAGGAAGGUGUUGAAACCAGUUACAAACAAUGCCAAGAGUUGCUGCAAGAUUCCAAGGGAGAAAACUCUACACUGACUGGAAAGCUAAGAGCAGCUGAGUUGCAGAUCAAUAGCCUCAAGGAUGUGAAGGAAGAUCUGGUGAAACAGAUCCAGACAACCGAAAGCACCAUUGAAAGUUUGACUCAGCAGGUGUCUGAUCUCAGUCAGUCGGACAGUCUGUCUCGGGCGCGGAAUGACCACGAUGCUGUCAUCUCGUCCAUACAGCAGCGCCACAACCAGGAAGUGCUAGCACUGAAACAGAGUCUCGACAGUGCACAUGAUAAACUGUCAGAACAGGAAAGUAUUAUAUCCUCCUUGAAAAGACAGUUGGCUGAACAGAUGCAGUUGCUUGAACAGGCUCAAAUAUCUCGAGCUGAAAAUAUCAACAGACUUACAAAAAGUUUGGAGGAAAGUCAGCGACAGUGUCAAGCAUUGCUAGAAUCAUCUUCCUCCCAGGAACUCAGUCAGAUUAAGGCUCAACUCAAUCAAGCUUCUGCUUCCAAACGAAUAUCAGAUGAAAUGUGCACAUCAUUACAGAGUGAGAUUCAGGAACUGAAGGACCAGCUGAGCAUGUAUGAGUCGGCCUCGAGUCUAGGAGUGUUUUCUCGCGGUCAGUCGAUGGGCACAAACGAUGACUCCAUGGUGGAACUGGGAAUCAAGAAAACACUAGACUUCAACACUCCGGACUCAAAUUCAAGAUACAGUAGAACACAUGGUUCUGGAGAAAUAACUUCAAGGUUGAAGAAUGAGCUAGAGAGGUGUGUGACAAGCAACAGUCAAAAGCGAGCUGUAAUUAGCAAGUUGAAAGAGGAGCUACGUGUAGCUAAGGAAGAGAUUGUCACACUCAAAGAACGGUGCCAGCGAGCGGAAAAAAAUGCUGAAGAAUAUCAGAAAAAACUGAAGGAGUUUGAAGAAUUGCUGCAACCCGGAAACAAGAUGAGUGCCAUGGAGGCGAGAAUGAACAAGGAGAUAGACAACCUUAAGAAUGAACGGACCAUUUUACUGGAAGACAUUGAGGAACUGAAGAAGCGUCUUUCAGAAGUUGCAAAGAGUGAAGAAACUUUGUCUGAAAUCAACCAGGAAUUAAAUAAGCGCAUGUCGGACAUGGUUAAAGAGUAUGACACCGACAAACGAGAAGCUUUGGAAAGAUGUCAACGAGCAAGUGACCAAGUUCAUGAAGUCACAAAACAGAAUCUUCGACAACAACUGAUGUCAGAAUUCAGCAUUGAGAGAGCUCAAAUUGUAACAAGAUAUGAAUCUGAGAUUGGACAACUGAGAAGUGAAUUGAGUUCUGCCCAGCAGGAAAUCGAUGAAGUUAAAGAUAUGUAUGUGAAAGCUUGUUCAGAAAACAACUUGUUAAGUGAAAAACUUCAAGGGGAAUUCCAAGACAAACACAAAGAAGAACUUGAAAAGAUUAAAGAAGAAUUAACGUCCGAGAAAGAGAAGGAGGUUGAGAAAGUGCGCAGUGAGAUCACAGACAGUCUGAGAGAUGAAAUUAAAGAGGAGGUGAAAAAUGAGUAUGAAGCAACUGUUAAUAGAGAAGUGGAAUCCGAGGUUGCCAGGUUAAAACUUGAAUGGAUGGAGGAGAUGAAACAAAGCAAGGACUUGGCAGUGGAAAACGCCAUCAAUUCUGCGAAGAAUGAGUGGACUUCGAAAUACGAGGAGACACUUGAGUCUGAGGUGAACAAGAGAGUUGAGGCAGCUAAGUCAAAAUGGCUGGCUGAAAAACAGUUAUCAUCUUAUUCUGAACUUCAAACAGAGAAGGCAAAAUGGCAGACAGCAGCUGACGAUCGUUUGGAGGAAGAAGUAAAGAAAGCUGUGAAUCAUGCACGGUCUGAAUGGGAGACAUCUGCAGCAGAAACUGAAAAAUCUAAAACAGAAAGAUCAAAUCUGCAGGAAGAAGAACUGGAAGGACGAAUGAAAGAAAGAGUGAAUGAGGAAGUAGAGAAACGUUUGGCUAAAGAAAAGACAACGUGGCAGCUGGAAGCAGAUAUCAAGCUAGAGAAGGAAAUCCGGCAUCAGAUCAAGAUGGAGAGGACGCGCUGGCAGCUGGAGCAUGACCACGAGAUUGAGGUGGAGGUGGAACUGGCUUUAAAACGGGCGAAAAAGAAGUGGUCCACAACUGCCGAGGAGCAAAAGAAAAUAUCGGAAGAAGAUCACAAAGAAAUCCUAGAGAAUGAGAAGUUGAGAUGGCAGAGAGAGAGCAGUGUCACGUUAAAGGAGGAAGUGAGGAAAGCUGUUGAGGCUUGCGAGAGGGAUUUGGAGAAGAGGUUCCAGGAAAGGCAGACCCAGGAUGAGAAGAGGUUUCAAGAGAAGCAGAUGCAGGAUGAGUUGAGGUUCCAGGAGAAGCUGGAGGUGGAGAAAGAAAGGUGGAUGCAGGAGGCAGACGGGAAACUGCAGGAGGAAGUGAGAAGGAUCGUUGAACAGGAACAGAUCGCUGCAUCUGCAAUGGAGCAGACAGUUACAAGAGAAGAAAUGAACGUGCGGAUUCAGUCAGAGGUUGCUAAUGCUGUUGAAAAUGCUAAGUUGGAAUGGGAAAAACACUUGGAUGUAACUAGAUCAUUACUUGAGCAGGAGCUUCAAGGCAUUAAAUCAGAAAACAGUCGAUUAAAAGUUGAGUUGCACUUGAAGGAAUGUGAGUGGGUUGAGAAACGAGACGCGUUGAUCACACAGAAGGACUCUGAGCGUCGACAGCGUGUUAAGGAGGUUCACGACCAGUGUCAGCAGGAGUACCAGAAGUUCAUCAGUGACCACCAGGACACACUCAACCAGACGCUCAAAGACGUCAGAGAUAAACAUGCACUGGAAAAGAUGAAGCUACAGCUUCGCUAUGACGAGAAGAUUGAAGAGCUUCAGUCGGAGAAACAACAACUUCUCCAUGAGUUGAGAAACCGAGAGACGAAUCAUGACAACAGUCUUCAGGAGACAUCUGUCCCCAAUGUUAGUCUGGAUAUUGAACGACAGGUCUGGCAGAAGGAGCGACAGAAGCUGAAGAAGUCUGUGGCGACUCGUGAGAAGCUUCUCAAGUCUGCCGACAGCCACAUGGCCAGUGAACUGGACAAACUGAAGGCUGAGCUAGAGGACGCGUACCAGGCUCAGUUGGCAGCAGAAAUGGUUGGAGUUGAAGAAGAGCGAGAGAGACUGCUGAACGAGGUGUCUGACAAACAGAAAUACAUCCAUCAGUUGGAAGAGGAGGUCCAGUUACUGAGAACCAAGAUGGCUGAACUGGAAAUGUCACAUAAACAAGAAAUCCUCUCACUGAAGCAGAAGCAGCAGGAACUGAAUUCUCAGUGCAAAAAGACUGAAAAACUCUUACAGGACGCACAGAAUCGUUACCACCGUGAACUGAAGACCGCCGAGGCUGAAAGUAAAGAAACAAUGGAGAACAUGAAAAAGAAGAUGAUAGAAAUGAGGAACAGUCACGCGGCAGCCAUCGAGGCGCUGAAGAAACAGCACGGUCACGAGAAACGAGAGCUCAUUAAACAGCUGAAGAAGUACACAGACAGGACCCUGGUUAGCAUUGCUGUGCAGACAGAAAACUGGGAUGAACUUCAGUUACUGGAGUUGAGAGGACAGUACAUUGAGACUGUGAAGAAGAUAAAAGAAGAUGUAAUGCAGCACACGACUCUAACCAACCUGCGAGCAGCAGAGACUGUCAAGGAGAGUGUAUCCAAGGAGAGGCUCGUCACUGUCAAACAGCUCAAGAAUUUCUACAAAAACAGCAUCCGGAAAAUACUUCAAAAUGAACUCACCAGUGCUGACCUGGAGAAUAAGCUGGCAAGUAUCGACCAAGCACUGGAACAACUGACCAUCAGUCUGUGCAGCACACCAUCAGUAACACCGAGAGAUGCAGGCAGUGAGAAAUACGACCAGAGUGGCAAGACGUCCGUUACCAGCGGAAGCAUUCUUACCCCACGCAGUAUUUACAGCUACACCGGGAGUGAAACCUCCAGUCUUGAGGAAGAAACUAGACCAGAGAUACCAGAACUGUAUCCGAAAUCAGUCAGUUCCAAUAAUGCUGAUUACACUUCAUCAUCAUUCCAGCCUAUGCGGAUAGACAUGACAGAUUCGCUUGAUGAAUCUAGACCAUCUAGGCGCAGCAGCCAGGGGGGAUUAACCAGAGAUUCUCCUUCUGACCUUGUUGCUGUUCAGCGCAGACCACCAAGACAUUCAAACAAUGAUGUGGUUCAGUUGACGGAUUCUCCCAAUAGUGUUGUUUCUCUGAGACCUAGACCUACCAGACAGCCAAGAAAUAAUGGAGAUGGUAACAAAAUGAUGCAAAGAAACACUUUUGAAGAGAGUCAGUUUUCCAGUGUUCCAUUCGGUCAAAUGUCGGAUGGAUCUGCAUUUAGUAAAAAUCAUCCUAGUGCAAAAGAGUUGAGAUUGGAUUUAGCUACGAAUCGGGUUUUAACAGAGGAGAGGUUUACAAAGCCUCCACUUUCGUCAAGGUCUCCAACAUUUGGAACGAACAAAAAGGUUUCCAGUGAAAUCAGUCAGGUCACAAAAAGCAUGGAAGAGGAUUUUCUGACCCCAAAGCUAACCACAUUCCAGCCAAAAUUAUUCAAGGCUAAGUCGGAAAUGACUCUGAAUAAGUUUGGUGGUUCUACUGGGUUCUCAACAGCGGGCAUUCAGAUAAACUACACGUACACUCCACUGAACCAGAGCCUGAAUAACGCAUCCCCAUCCACCAGCCUCUUGUCAACGUGCAGUCUUUCUGACGGGGAUCUUCGCUUGGUGGGUCAGCACCUACCCGUGCUGGCUGAGAAUGGUGGUAAAGAUGAGCCAGUUCUGUUAAAUCUGCAGUCGCUUGGACUGGGAAAUCCAUCACCGAGGAAGUUCAAUCCUGCGCCUGAAAGACUACAAGAUCGGUAUCACUCUGUGAGAUCGUCAGAUGGCGAGUUCAAUAUUUUAUCACAAACACACAAGUCAAACACUGAUCGUGCUCAGUCUUCCAACAAACAAAGAUCAGUGAACCAGUUCAAGGAGUUUCCUGGGAAAAAUAAAAUGCAGUUUGGACUUGUUUCGAUUUCCAACGAAUUUACUGAUAACAUUGGUGAACAGUCAUCUCGGGGUUCGGGUGUGUCACACAGGAAGUCGCUACAAGACUUGACCUCGUUUUCAAUGUCUUCUCCAAAAGAGGAGCGGACUUUCAACAAAAUAAACAAGGUUCUACACUUCAGUGAAAUGACUGACCACUUUGACGACAUGAGCAGUAUUACAAGUCACAGAUCCUUCAGAACUGUGGAACCGGACAGCAGGGUGUUUCCUGGAAAACAGGUACAUCCUCAGCAUCACUAUAGAGAGUCCAACAAGGGGAGACGAUCCUAUGAUGAUGUUUAUCCAAGGGAUAAGUCGGCAGGACAAGCUAGAACAGUACAGCACAUUACAUCUCCACCAAGUAAUGACACAGACCGGGAAAUACACUGAGUACAUGAUAGUGUGUAUUUCAGCAUUUAUUCCAUUUCAUUUAUGCUGUCGAAGAUCAUUAUAAUGACCUCUAAAUGGAAACAAUAUUGACUUGCCUUUACAGAGUAAAAAGGUUCAAUAUAGGUAUUACAUUUUCAACCUUAUGAAAGUUCUAGGUCAUUAAAACUUGGUUUAUAGAUGCACCUAUGGAUGUUCAUCACACACUGAAAAAGUUUAUGGUUGGUGAGACAUUGAAUUCUGCAGAAUUCUUGUAUUUAUAUGUAAAAAGGAACUAUUUCAAGUGCACUUCAUAGACAAUUUGUUAUAAUUGCAAGACUUAUUUAUGGCAGUUCAACUAAGGUUGAGACAACAUUUUCUGUGAUACUUGUGAAACAUUCCGUCCUGUACAUUUUUAUUUUCCGUCCUAACUACAUUCAGAUUUUGAUUGGAUUUCUUAAUGACGAUUUCCGACUUCUCCUGAAUGAGAGUACUAGUAGCCUGUGGUAACGUCCGAUCUCUCUUUGCUACAAGCCAAUAGAUAUGCAAUCAAAAACCUUUGCUCGUAAAAUUGUCAAAUGUUUUGAUUUAUACAGUUGGAACUGAUAUUUUGUGAUGUAAAUCAAAUAUUCUUCCUUAGUGCUUUGAAUAACAAAUGUAUACCAAUGAUAUUUCACGUUUUCAUUCCUAAGUAUUGAGGAUGGUAGUUCAAACGUAACCAUUUUGUUUUAUAAUCGUUUUCAUUCUUGUGUAUAGAAGUUUAUUUCAUAUUCAUGUUCAUAUAUUAUAAUUAUGGUUGGUGCUGAAAUUGAUGUCAGUUGUAAUUCGAAUAUUUUGUUUAUUAGAUUUGAUGAUAUCAAUAAGACUGAAAUGAAGUGUUAUGUAUUAAUCUGUUCUACUCCAUAAUUUAUUUUAAAAUAUAAUAUUGUAUCUGGGAAAGAGCAUAUAAAAGGCCUUAGCUGCAUUUGUGUAGCCUAUAUAGUAGGAGUAGGUUUCCUCUUUUUCUUUUACUAGUUGUUUAAAUAACUAUGUUGGACACUUAAAUAACUAUUCUAAAAUAUGCUGAGGUGUACCAUGACUCCAAACACCUUUUUUUAAAACACUUGUACAAGUAUGCUGUGAUUGCCUCAGAUACUUAAAUUGUAAAUGCACAUUCUGGUCAGAUCAGUAGUUAUUAACUAUGUUUUGUGUUUCCACAGGGAGCAUUUUGUUUUCAAAAUCUUGAUUAGCAGUAUUUCGAGUUAAUUAAAAAUUGAUUAGCAAUUAUGGUUUAAUGUUUUAAAAUUGUGUAGCGAUCUGUGAAACUUGCAUUGCAAAUCGAGAUGUGAUACUGAACAAAAUGUUCCCUGUUCAAAGGUGUCUUCUCAUUCAGUCAUUGUCUCAGAUACUGUUCAUUUUGAACAAGAAUCUCACAUUACAGUUUACUUUGCUGUUCAGGGAACGUUUUUUUUUCUCUGAAACUAUGUAAUAGACAAAAAUACUGUACCAUGUGGUAAGAGGACCAAGUAUCUUUAAAACAAAAUUUUGAUUAUGUUGAAUAUUGUAUCUUUUUAUGUACCUCAUAAAUAAUUAUUUCACCUAUGUUUUGUUUCUGUUGUGCAUGGUCAUUACAUAAUAAGUAUUGUCUGUUUUAUGUUUAUCUGGAAUCAUUAGCCUGUAUAAUUGUAGAGUUGCUGAAUGUUUUAAAGUCAAUGAUUGUAUCAUAAUUUAUAUUUUUAUACCUUGUUACAUAAAAUUUUAAUAAAAACAUACACAUAC